Molecule: messenger RNA, 666 nt
Organism: Lodderomyces oxycetoniae
Lineage: Eukaryota; Fungi; Ascomycota; Pichiomycetes; Serinales; Debaryomycetaceae
Exons: 1
Coding region: 1-666 (221 amino acids)
Biological process (GO): NADH dehydrogenase complex assembly; mitochondrial electron transport, NADH to ubiquinone
Cellular component (GO): mitochondrion
Source: RefSeq, a predicted model, not a curated record
AUGUCGCUUAGAACUUUAGGAUCAAAUAAUAUAUUUAAAGGUAUCUUUGCCAAGCAAGGAGCCCUCACGCAACCAAGACAAACUAUACUCAAUUUCAGAAAGGAUAAUCCACAGCAAUUGCUAACGAAUAUAUUGACACGAUCAGAUAAGGAGAUUGGUGGCUAUUCUACUGUCAAUUUCGAUAUAGAUCCCAAAGAACGUUGUGGUCAUUUUCAUGGAGAGUUAUCAUUAGAUUUACCCAAGGAUAAUCCUCAAGUAACAAGAUCUGGUUAUGCAAUGUUCAGAACAAGAGAUCAAUCGCAGAGCUGGAUCUCGGGAGAUAAGUAUUGGGACUGGACGGAAUUUUCGGCAUUGGUGUUGAGAGUUAAAGGAGAUCGUCGGAAAUAUCUAGUCAAUAUCCAAGCUAAUACGCCAUUGGUUACAGAUUUAUUCCAGCAUCGGUUAUUUUUGAAUCACCCGGGACAAUGGGAAACUGUUGUUAUACCAUUAUCGGAUUUUGUCAUGACCAACUGGGGGGUAAUUCAGGAUGGCUCCGAAUUGAAUAAACUGGAGAUUAAAACAAUAGGAAUUGGGUUAUUGGAUAAACAGUAUGGGCCUUAUUCCUUGAAAAUCGAUUGGAUUAAAGUAAUGACUGGUGCUGAGGUGGCCAAAUAUGUAGACCUUUGA